CAUGGCCCAGAUGGCAGGUGUCGGCUUUAUGAUAGUAAAAGAGAGUGCAGCAGAGAGACCAAUGACGGGAAAGAGCGAGGGAGAGAGAAGCUAAAGAAACCCACCCAUCCGUUUUGGCGUUUUUUUAACUCUGUUUUAAAGGAACCCACCGCCUUUCUGCGCACCAAGAAGAAUCCCACUUCCCUCUUGGCCCCUCGUCUGUCUCGAGUUCAUGGAGGGGGUUUUGGAGGGGUAGAGAAAUGGAGUCGGGAUCGAGAUCUCCGGCGGUCUCCGGGGCCGGCGGCCCCGGCGACUCGCUCCACGGGCUCAAGUUCGGGAAAAAGAUCUACUUUGAGGACGGCGGCGGCGGGAGCUCCUCUUCCUCCUCCAAGGCCAAGGCCCCGGCGCCGGCGGCGCCACUGCCGCCACCGCCGGCAAGAAAGGGGAAGGGGGUGGUGCAGGGGGGGCAAGGGCCGCCCAGGUGCCAGGUGGAGGGUUGCAAGGUGGAUCUGACGGGGUUCAAGGCCUACUACUGCCGGCACAAGGUGUGCGGAAUGCACUCCAAGGCGCCCAAAGUCAUCGUAGGAGGGCUCGAGCAAAGGUUCUGCCAGCAGUGCAGCAGAUUCCACCAAUUAUCAGAAUUUGAUCAAGGAAAACGCAGUUGUCGCAGACGUCUGGCAGGGCACAAUGAGCGUCGAAGGAAGCCACCUCCUGGACCUUUGUCAUCACGCUAUGGUCGCUUAGCUGCCUCCUUCCAUGAUCCCAGCAGAUUCAGAAGCUUCCUUAUGGACUUCAGCUAUCCCCGGCUUCCAAGUACUGCGAGAGAUAUCUGGCCGACCGUGAGGGCUAGUGAUCGGGUGACUUGUAACCGGUGGCAGGGUGGUUUAGAUCCUCCAACUAGUGCAGUUAUGGUGCAGGGGCCUCAUCAUUACCUGCAGAAUUCUGCAGGGAGGAGCCUCUUCUUGACACCAGAGGUUCCGUCGGGUGAAUGUCUUUCGGGAGUCUCUGACUCCAGCUGUGCUCUCUCUCUUCUGUCAACUCAGCCAUGGGGAAGUAACACUACCAGAAACCGAGCUCCGACAAUCCCAGGAAGCAGCAGCUUUGAUGGCGUCCCAACAGCUCAGUCUGUUGCUGCAAACGAUUACAUUAGUCCUUGGGAUCUCAGAGGUCAUGGAGGCAGUAGCAGCUCACAUGAAUUGCAGCAUGAGAUGGGACUGGGACUGGUCACGGAGUCUGGUAGCAGUCAGUUUUCAGGUGAACUUGAGUUAGCUCUGCAGGGAAAUGGGCAAUGCGUGGACCAUGGCUCUGAUAAGACAUACGAUCAUUCAAGUCACGUGAUGCACUGGUCUCUGUAGACCAUAUGAUCUGUUCUGUUCUAUAAUUAUGGAUCUUGUGACUUUUUUGUUUGCCCCAAUGCUAAAUUUCUCUGUGGUAGUUUUAAGAUCUUAUAGAUCUUAAACUUCACCUAAUGCUUUGUUUUGAGCCUAAUCUAUUAGAAGCACUUUUAUAUUGGAAGCAACUUUAAUUAAUAUUUCUGAACUUUGUGGAGCUAUUCUUUUUGA
Messenger RNA from Phoenix dactylifera (date palm), 1541 nucleotides. Its product is annotated as squamosa promoter-binding-like protein 14. Lineage: Eukaryota; Viridiplantae; Streptophyta; Magnoliopsida; Arecales; Arecaceae. Gene Ontology annotation, cellular component: nucleus. The record is from RefSeq and is a predicted model, not a curated record. Gene Ontology annotation, molecular function: DNA binding.